AUGCUACAUUAUCCUAUACGCUCGGCUGUUUUGUUGCUAUGGACAACAAUCGCAUGCCAAGCAGCUGUCAUUCCUCCUCCUCCUCCUCAGCUACCACCACAACAAGAAUUGACAGAACCAUCACCACCAUUAUUAGACCAUCAACAACAUGACCAGCAAUCAAGUCAGGAGAAUGCUGCAUUCUUGAACUACAACAACAACAACAAUUAUUACAAUAAUGAUCCACCCACAACCACUACCAACCUAAUGGCAGCAGAACCACCGUCCGAUGAUGUUGUCAUGCAAAAUGAUUUCGCUGUGCCACCACCUCCAAUUGUCAAUAUCAAAGUACCAGACGCUGGAUCUCAACAAGAUUCUCUUGCUUACGACAACAAUCAACACGUUGACUCAUUGAUGGAUCAUCAUGCCAUUAACAACAACAAUGAGGAUGAAAUGCUCGAUAAUUCAUCAUUAUCUACCAUGGACGACGAAGAAGAUGAUGAUGAUAAUGAGCUCUAUGAUGACGAGGAGGAAGAUGACUUGAUGACAACCAAUGAUGAGGAAGGAUAUUUGUUCAAUGUUCCCGACCACAAUGAGAACAUGAUGGAGAGUGAGGAGCUUGUAGUGGACCCAUCCACUGGAAUGCCAGCUUUUCGAAACAAGAAUGACAAUGACUUUAAUGUCAUGAAUCAACCAAACGCACCACAAUCACCACCCGUUAAUGAUCUUGGUAUAAACGUUCCACCACCACCAUCUCCUCCUCCUGCCGAUCAAAAGCCAUUACCUGCAACAGAUGCAUCCACUAGCACCACCCCCUUACAUCAACGUUCUUCUUUUUUCGGUGAUUGGCGUCUAUUGCUUGCUGCACUUGCAUUGCUCGCAGUCUGGAAAUUGAUUACUGGGAAACCACGACUCAUGGGAGCAUCUACUAGGCUUUCCAUUGCAGAGACGGUGGGUCCUCAUCUCGAACGACGUAAGCAAUUGAUUCAAAAAUACGAACUUGCUGCUGCUGCUCGAAGGAUACCGAUUCACACGAAUGACAUUGCACCAAGGAAGGUUCCAAGUUUUGUGUUCCCCACUAUUCCCGAGGAAGAGGAUGAAGAAGGCUCAGCUUUUGACAGAUCUACUCGACGCGUCUCCACGGGUCAUAUUCGACCCUCACCACCAUCCAUUCUCUUGGGUAAUACCAUGCCAGCUGCACGUACUUCAGGUAGCAAUAGCAGCUUUCAUCAUUCACGACAUGUCUCGUUCAGUGGCAAAUUCAAUUUAUAA
This is a messenger RNA of Lichtheimia ornata, 1251 nucleotides long. RefSeq lists its product as uncharacterized. The record is from RefSeq and is a predicted model, not a curated record. Bases 1 to 1251 code for a protein of 416 amino acids. Lineage: Eukaryota; Fungi; Mucoromycota; Mucoromycetes; Mucorales; Lichtheimiaceae. The transcript is spliced from 4 exons.